Messenger RNA from Prorocentrum cordatum, 1176 nucleotides. NCBI's taxonomy places the organism in Eukaryota, Dinophyceae, Prorocentrales, Prorocentraceae. The record is from the annotation of a GenBank genome assembly.
AUGCCUGCCGACGAGCCCAGCGUCGAGCAGCAGCCCCCGCACCGCGCACAGGACGACGAAGAGCAGUCAGGCACCAAGGAGGGGCCAGCUAGCGACGAGCAGCCCGAGGCGGCCGAGGCUGCCGAUGACGAGGGGGAGGGGGGUCUCGAAGUCUGCGAGCUCUGCGGCGUGAAGGUCUACGAGCACGAAGACACUACUGCGCUCCACGGUCACCCCGUUCACUGCCGCUGCGUGAACCUCAAGAAGCGCAUGCAGAAGAUCAGGACGGGCUCCGAUGGUUUCGACGAUUGGGGGCCCCAGGCGGUCGAGGACCGCAAGGCGUUCAUGGCCCAGAACGCCCACCUUUACGGAGACGAGCUCCAGAAGACCAUGGAGGAGACGAUGGAGCAGUCGCGCACCCAGUGCCACACUGCCACGUUCGAAGAGAAAGGAAAAUACCACCUCGUGAAGGGGGCGGAGAAGCUCCCCCGUUUCAAGGGCGACCCUGUGGCAUUCUCCAAGUUGAUGGAGAACAGUUCGAAGCUGACUUGCAGGGCGACGGGUCAGGAAUUCGUGUUUGUCCCCGAGUGCGAGUUCAGCCAGAAGAAGGAGGAAGUGAACGAGCGCGCGGCCAAGCGUACCAUCACUCAGGGCGCGACGGUGCGGAGGAGGCCUGCGGCACGGUCAGGACACGACGGUGCUGGAGGCGCGAAGGGCAAGGCGCCCCCCGCGGGCCUGGUGAAGAAGAUCGACUGGGCCCUGGCCAAGCACAACCAGUCCGCGUACCACCUCGAGCAGGCCAUCGCGUGGGGCAGUGACGAGCGCUGCAAGGAGCACGUGCCCCCUGGCAUCAUCGCCAAGGCGAAGGAUCUCCGCAAGCGCCAGGACGAGGCGCUCGCGGCGCUCGAGCAGGAGAAGGAGAAGGAUGUCGGGGAGAUCGACAAGACCAAUGCCGAGAACAGCAAGGACAUCAUGAAGAAGCUCAUGGCCGAGGAGAGCGAGAUCACGUACAGCGCCUUCGUCGUGGCCAGGGGCGGCCCCCGCCCGGAGGAUGCCGCGGCGGCCGCGGCCGAGCCCGCGGGCGAGCCCGCCGAGAGCGGCACGGGCGCCCUCGCGGCGACGAGCAUGCAGAGGGCGCGCGGCAGGGGCGCGAGCGGCAAGGGCAAGGCUGACAAGGGCACCGCUCGCGGCGCGUAG